AUGGCUGAUCGUCAUGCCAUAGCUGCGGGCUGCGGCCAUGGCCUAUCUGAUAAGAGUUUGCUCCUCUUCGGCUCUCUGUGUCAGUUGUUGCUUCUUCUCCAGGCCGCCGCGCUCUCUUUUCAGUACGACUUCUCCAUCCCCGGCGUCCUCGACAGGGCAAACCUCGUGUACAUAAACGACUCGUUCAGUGCCGGCGACAGGAUCAGCCUCUCGAAUAUGAGCGACAACAGCGUCGGGCGUGUGGCCUACGCGCAGCCCGUGCGCCUGUGGGACUGCCGCACCGGCGCCGCGGCCAGCUUCGCGACGAGCUUCUCCUUCGCCAUCGUCGGCAACCACAGCAGCACCCGGGGGGACGGCAUGGCGUUCUUCGUCGGGCCGUUCCCGGCCACCAUGCCGUGGGAGUCCGGCGCCCAAUACCUGGGGCUCUACACUAACCAGAACCUCAUGGGCUCGCCGCCGACGGUCGCCGUCGAGUUCGACACGUUCUGGAACUCGAACCUGGACCCCCCGGGCGUCGCCGACCACGUCGGCAUCGACGUCAACAGCAUCCGCUCCGCCAAUUACACGAGGGACCUCCCGAGCUUGGGCCUCUACGGCACCAUGUCAGCGAACAUCACCUACGACGCAGGCUCCAGGAUGAUGGCGGUCAGCAUCCGGCUGGCCGAUGGGAGUAUUCAUGGCGUCCAAACGUCGGUGGACCUCAGAGCCGCUGGACUGCCGCAGGAAGCGGCCGUGGGGUUCUCGGCGUCCACCGGGGGUUUCUUCGAGUCGCACCAGCUCCUCUCUUGGGCCUUCAACUCAACAGACAUGGCAGCAGUUUCAAGGGAAUCCUCGUACCAAGAGCUCCCAGAGGUGUCAACCAAUGCGAGGAUCUCAUUGCCAGUUCCAAGGGAAUUCUCAUACGAGGAGCUGUAUGAGGCGACCGAUGGCUUCAACAAUGACAGGUUCCUCGGCUCGGGCUGCUUCGGGGGAGUGUACAAAGGCCUUCUGCGGCAUCCGAGCUUGCCCAACCCGGAGGUGGCGGUGAAAAAAUUAUAUCCGGUAUCGGAACGGGAACAAUCGCGGAAGAACUACGCCUCCGAGAUCAUGAUCCUGGGCCUGCUGAAUCACCGAAACCUUGUGAAGCUCGUCGGCUGGUGCGACGGCGGCGCCGGCAAGCAGCUGCUCGUGUACGAGCUGGUGAAGAACAAGAGCGUCGACGAGCACCUCCACGGGCCAGGCCUGGCGUGGCCGGAGAGGUACAAGAUCGCGCUUGGCGUCGGCCGCGCCAUAGAAUACCUCCAAACCGGCUGCCACAACCUCAUCGUCCUGCACCGGGACAUCAAGACCAGCAACGUGCUGCUGGACGACGACUUCGAGGCCAAGCUCAGCGACUUCGGGCUCGUGAGGCGGGUGGACCCUGGACAGAGCUCCCUCGGAGGCACGCAGAUGAUCGGGACCGAGGUGUACAUGGAUCCCAUCUGCAAGUCCACCGGUAGGGUGAGCACGGCCUCCGACGUGUACAGCUUCGGGGUGCUGCUGCUGGAGAUGGCCACCGGCGAGAAGCUCGCCGAGGUGAAGGACGCGACGGAGCUCGUCAGAACUGUCCGCGAAUGUUACGACAGGGGCGCGGUCCUCGAAAAGGCCGACGCGCGGCUGAACGGCGAAUUCGACCGAGAGCAGAUGGAGCGAGUGAUGGCCGUUGGUCUCUUGUGUGUCCAACCGCAGCGCCAAGACCGGCCAGAAAUCGCAAAUGCCGUCAAGUUGCUGUCCGAUCUCCGCCAUUCGCUACCCGACCCUGGUGCCGGAAACAACUCACGUUCGUCUAACGCGGCGCAGCAGAAUUCGUCGUGA
Panicum virgatum (switchgrass) is the source of this 1833-nucleotide messenger RNA. RefSeq names its product L-type lectin-domain containing receptor kinase IX.2-like. Gene Ontology annotation, biological process: protein phosphorylation. Gene Ontology annotation, molecular function: ATP binding; protein kinase activity; carbohydrate binding. The coding region runs from base 1 to 1833 and encodes 610 amino acids. Gene Ontology annotation, cellular component: plasma membrane. The record is from RefSeq and is a predicted model, not a curated record. Lineage: Eukaryota; Viridiplantae; Streptophyta; Magnoliopsida; Poales; Poaceae. The transcript has 3 exons.